CAGAAACAAAUAAAUAACCAACAUGGAUGAGGAAAAUACAGAAUACAUCAAACUUCCAGUCACAGACAGAUGUGUGCAUAAGUUAUGGAAGGCGAGAGUUCACGGUUACACAGAAGCGGCCAAGCUGUUUCAACAGAUUGACGAUGAAAAGUCGCCCGAAUGGAACAAGUUUCUUGGAUUGGUGAAGAAGUUUGUGAUCGACAGUAAUGCUGUGGCCCAGGAGAAAGGCCUCGAAGCCGUGCUGGCCUUUGUCGAGAAUAGCGCUGUGGCCGGAAAGACUGUGGGCGAGGUGAUGUCAGGCAUAGUGGCGAAAUGCAUCGGUGCCCCGAAAGCAAAGACCAAGGAGCUGGCGGCACAGAUCACCCUCAUGUACAUAGAGCAGGAGAAACAGGAGAUCGUCAUUGAGGAGCUACUCAAGGGCACUGAACACAAGAACCCCAAAGUUGUGUGCGGCUGUAUCAACGUUAUCACGCAGGCUAUCAGAGAGUUCGGCGUGAAGGUGGUGAACGUGAAGCCGCUGGUGAAGCGAAUGCCGGCACUCCUGGAGGACCGCGACAAGGGAGUGCGAGACGAGACCAAGGCCAUGGUGGUGGAGAUGCAUCGCUGGAUCGGCGCCGCCCUCGCCCCGCAGUUGACUGCAUUGAAACCGGUGCAAAUGACCGAGCUGGAGACGGAGUUUGAGAAGGGGCGUGGCCAGCCCAAGGCCACGCCCACAAGAUGGCUGCGGUCGCAGCAGGCCCGGCAGGCUAGGGUGGCGGCUGAGGCUGCCGAUGAGGACGGAGGAGCAGGUGGCGAGGACGAAGAGGAAGUAGACGGCCAGGAGAUCGACCCCUACGAGCUGAUGGAGCCGGUCAACAUUCUGGCCAAACUGCCCAAAGACUUCUACGAUAAAGUGGAGGCCAAGAAGUGGCAGGAGCGCAAGGAAGCCAUAAAAAGUCCAGAGGGGUUUAGUCCGGGCUUCUUGGUGGCCAAGCAAUUGGGCGAGCUCUCCCUAUCCACCUUCCCGGAGAGCGAGUGUCAACUGAAGGAAUUGUUCCCUGGCGCCGUCUUAAGGUCAAGAGCAGGUGGCGAGGAUGAAGAGGAAGUAGACGGCCAGGAGAUCGACCCCUACGAACUGAUGGAGCCGGUCAACAUUCUGGCCAAACUGCCCAAAGACUUCUACGAUAAAGUGGAGGCCAAGAAGUGGCAGGAGCGCAAGGAAGCCAUGGAAACACUCGAAAACCUCCUGAAAAGCGCUCCCAAACUGGAGAACGGCGACUAUUUCGAACUGGUUAAGGCUCUGAAAAAGUUGAUCAGCAAAGACUCCAACGUGGUUGUGGUGGCGAUGGCAACCAAGAACCUGGGUGGCCUGGCUUCGGGGCUGAAGAAGCGCUUCUCGCAGUACGCUUCCACCUGCAUCCCAGUGCUGCUCGAGAAGUUUAGGGAGAAGAAGGCCAACGUUGUCGCUGCACUGCGAGAGACCAUUGAUGCUGUCUACCAGGCGACAACCUUGGAAGCAAUACAGGAGGACGUGCUAGGUGCCCUGGACAACAAGAACCCGUCGGUUAAAGCCGAGACCGCCAUAUUUUUGUCGAGAUGCUUCCAGCGGUGCACCACACUCAUACUCACUAAGAAACUUCUCAAAGUCUAUACAGCGGCUCUGUGCAAGACGUUGAAUGAAUCAGAUCCGACGGUAAGAGACAACUCAGCAGAAGCGCUGGGUACAGCCAUGAAGGUGGUCUCUGAGAAAGCAAUCACACCGUUCUUGGAGAACGUCGAUGCUUUGAAAUUGGCAAAGAUCAAAGAGUGUUCGGAGAAGGCGGAAAUCCUGGUGAAACAGCCGACAGUAAGGUGGCUGCAGCGAAACCAGCUGCCGCAGCUCCAGCCAAGCCCAGUGCCGGGUCGACCGCACCCAAAGCAGUCAAGCGGCCUGCGUCAGCCGCAGCCGGCGGCGGUGCUGCUAAGCCGCAGAAGGCCGCAAGCGGAGGGGGCCGCGGCUAAGAAGGGUGGUGCUGCUAAUGCCGGAAAGGCCAAAUCGAGUGCUCCCAAAGUGGCCACUGAGAGAGAGCUGAGUGACGAAGAAGUACAAGAGAAAGCUGAGGCCAUUUUGUCUCCAGAAAUAUUGAACGGCCUGGCCGAUUCUAACUGGAAAACUAGGCUUGCUGUCAUGGAACAAUUCACACAGACAUUGGGCACCCUAGAACCGGCCAGUGUGUCCAGUCAAGUGCUGUUCAAAAUCCUCAACAAGAAGCCUGGAAUCAAGGAUACCAACUUCCAGGUGGCCAAACUGAAAUUGGAAGCUGUCAAGAUUAUUGCUACUUCUUUCCCAGUCACAAGUGUGGGAGUGAGCUGCAUCCUGCUAGACGUGGUGGACAAGAUGAACGAGGCUAAAACGUCCGCCCUGGCCUGCGAGUGCCUGACUGAGCUGUCCGAAGCCACCCGACUGGAGGCGGUGUCAACCGAAGUGCUCGACUACUCCAUCAACCGCCAGAAGAGUCCCAAGGUGCAGGUCGAAGUGUUCAACUGGCUCUCGACCGCCCUCUUGGAGUUUGGAUUCCAAGUGAACGCGAAAGCGCUAAUGGAGAACGUGAAGAAGGGUGUUUUGGCCACUAGCCAAGUGGUGCGAACAGCGGCCAUCUCCCUGCUGGGUACUCUCUAUGUGUUCAUGGGCCCUCAACUGCACUUCUUCUUCGAGAACGAGAAGCCAGCUCUUGUGCAGCAGAUUAACGCUGAGUGCGACAAACGAUCGGGAGAAUCAGCACCGGCCCCUGUGCGUGGACUGAGGCGCGCCAAAUCGCAAGACCUGCUGGAAGAUGGUGGUGGUGAUGAGGUCACCGAGGAAGAUAGCCGUCCGUCGGCCACACCCUGUAUACAGGACAUAGUGCCGCGAACUGACAUCACUACCUACAUCACUGAUGCGCUGGUGUCCGAAUUGCAGGAUAAGAACUGGAAGGUGCGUUCAGAGGCGAUCACGAAACUGCAGAACAUCAUCAACGAGCUUCGAUUCAUCUCGGGCUCCCUGGGAGAGGCGGCGCCCCUGCUCGGAGCGAGGCUGACGGAUAGCAACAGCAAAAUAGCGCAGAAUGCCAUCGCACUGUGCGAGUCGCUCGCCACCGCCUCUGGCACGGCCGGCUGUAAGCAGUAUGUGCGCCAUGUGUUUCCUGGCCUUUUACAGUGCACUGGCGACAGUAAGGCUUGGAUUCGUACAGCAGCUGUGAACUGCAUCAAUACGUACGGCGAGCUGUGCGGCUAUAAGGAGUUCUUCGACGGCGAAAUGAUCUUCGACGCUGUAAAGGGAGGAUCGCCUGCUCUCAGGGCUGAGGUCUGGUCUUGGCUCAGUGCUAAGCUGCCCAACAUGAAAACGGUGCCGAAAGAAGAGCUGUUGGUAUGCCUGCCGGUGCUGUAUGCCAACCUGGAGGAUAGAAACGCUGAUGUCAGGAAGAAUGCGUCAGAGGCUCUGGUUGGCUUCAUGUAUCACCUCGGCUAUUCGCCCAUGAUGUCUGCUUGCGAGAAACUCAAACCCGCCUCAUCGAUCCAGGUUCGCGGCCUACUGGACAAGGCCCGUUGCCUGGUGCCCGAGCGCCCCGCUCCGCCCGGCAAAGGCGGCGCCAAGGGCGGAUCUGCCCCAGGGGCGGCAACUGCUGGGGGCGGAGGUGCAGCUGCCAAGGGAGCCGCCAAGAUGGGACCCGGCUCGUCCGCUACCAUCACUAAGUCGUCGUCUAAACUCAAGACGGCUAACUCAGCAAAAUCGUCGUCAGCCGGCAGUCGCAAGGGAGCCGACGAAGAGGCAGACAUCACCCCUCUCCUCCCCACCAACAACCUGAAGAACCAGCGAGUCAUCGACGAACAGAAACUGAAGACGCUCAAGUGGAACUUCACGACGCCGCGUGACGAAUUCGUCGACCUGCUGAGAGAUCAGAUGACCACGGCUGGAGUCAACAAGGCGCUAAUCGCCAACAUGUUCCAUCCCGACUUCAAGUUCCAUUUGAAGGCUAUUGAUCAGUUGAAUGAGGACCUAGGCUCUCAUUUGGCGGCGCUUGCCUGCAACCUGGACCUGAUUCUGCGAUGGAUGACACUGCGCUUCUUCGACACAAAUCCGUCGGUCAUCCUCAAGGGACUCGAGUACCUGCAGACCGCAUUCAACAUGCUAAUCGACGACGACUACAUCAUGCUCGAGAACGAGGCAUCCGCGUUCAUUCCCUACCUCGUGCUCAAGGUUGGAGAUCCGAAGGACGCAGUGCGUAACAGUGUGCGAGCCCUGUUCAAGCAGAUUGUACUAAUGUACCCAGUCUCUAAAUUCUUCACCUACAUCAUGGAUGGCCUCAAGUCUAAGAAUGCCCGUCAACGCUCUGAAUGCCUGGAGCAGCUGGGCUACCUGAUCGAGUCGGUUGGCACGACUGUUUGCCAGCCAUCGGCCGGUGUGGCGCUGAAGGAGAUCGCCAAACACAUCUCGGAUAGGGACAACUCGGUGCGUAACGGUGCACUCAACUGCAUUGUGGCCGCGUACUUCCUCGACGGAGAAAAGGUGCUCAAGACAGUCGGACAGAUAUCUGACAAGGACAUGUCUCUGCUGGAGGAGCGCAUCAAACGGGCGGCGAAGAAUCGGCCUGUGGCCAGCAUUAGGCCAAUGCAGCCAGCCGUGGCCAAUGUCAACCAGCCCAUGCCCAAGCCAGCCUCGGCCAGGCGAGCCGCCACGCCCGACGAACUCGAACAGGAUGUGGAGCCGGAAGUGGAGGAGGAAGUGGAACCGGAGCAGCCUCAACGGGUGCAGGCUACACCUCAGAGUGAUAGCAGCGAUCACAAUAUGAACUGCAGUGGGGAGUUGGAAGCACCCUGCUUUGAAGCCGUGCAAGUCCAUAGAGAUCUAGACUAUGAUGACGACAUGGAUUUCAAUACAUCGCCUAGAUCACAACAGCAAUCAGUGGCCAAUCAUUUCAGCUUAGACCCAGAGUUUCUAGCUGGCAUUGAAGUCCCAGUCAACAUACAGAGGCCUGAAAUCAAAGAAGUUGACCUCAGUUUCCUACGUGAGCCUGUACCACAGAUUCCGACUCUGCUGAAGUUAUCGUCCACGUCUCCGCUAUCUAAGCUGUCCCACCCGUCGACCAUAGAGUGGCAGAUCCAGCAGAUGGGUAGUCCAAACAUAGAGACCGCUCUAAAUGCCAUGAACCAAAUCGAGACUGUGCUGCUAUCAGAGAAGAGAAAUAACCUUCAGGAUCACGUGGAUAAAUUUGUGAGCCAGCUGGUGAAUCAACUCAUCUUCCUCAACCAGAGCAAUCAUCCGGAUAUUGUCACGUGUUACCGGCAAAAUUUCGCUCUACUUAUGAAGCUUUACCAUUACCCCGAGCUGAGCUGCAAGGUUAGUGAAGGCGUGAUCAAGGAUGUAAUCCAUCAGCUGAUCAGUCUGCUCACUGAGAAGAAACUCGAAAUGUACGACUCGACAGAAAUGUUUGUCAAAGUUGUCAACUGUCUCGUGCUCAGGAUACUUGAACGCUCCGACCAUACUGCUUGUACAUGUGCCCUGUUGAAACUGCUGUACGAGACGGUUGGCAACGGUGGUGAUGCAAUGCUGCCACCCUACCAGGAGCUGAUCAUGAAGUGCAUCUGGAGAGUGCUCAAGUUCAUUCCCGAGUGGUAUGAGGAGGAAGAGCUAGAUUACGACCGGAUACUACCUGAUGUUCACACAUUCCUCAAGGACUACCCAUCGCACUGGUGGAAGAAGCAGAAGUCUGACACUCCGCUGCGAACUGUGAAGACAGUGGUGCACACCCUGGUCAAGAUGAAGGGCUACGACCUCAUGCCCCAUGUCAAGAAGGUCAAGGGCAUCACGCCCGAGUCGGAAAUGUCCACUUAUUGCAACAAACUGCUCAGGACACUGAAAGUGGCAGACUCGGCAGCAGUGGGCGAUUGCCAGCAGGAGAAGAAGGAGAACUGCAAGCCACGGCGCAUGCCCAAGUCAUUCCGAGACCAGCUGUCCGACAUUUUCAUGAAGAUCGGAUCCAAGACUGAAACUAAAGAGGGCCUGCGAAUGCUGUACGAUUUCAAGCAGCAGCACCCUGAUGCCGACAUUGAGCCGUUCUUGGAGAAGUCGACACAAUUCUUCCAGGACUACAUUCAGCGCGGACUGCAGGCCAUUGAGAUGGAACAGCGGCUGCAGGGCAACAAGGGUGCGGCUACACUGUCUGAAAAAGAGGGCCUGAAGCAAAACAACAAAGAGAUGGAGCUGGGGACACCUACUUCUGACCCGGAUGACCCCGACGCCCAACACUUGAGCAAUUUCAUGGCACGGUUGCGCGUGCUGCGUGCGCAGGCCAAUCUGGAGCCCAAUGCGCAUGCGCGGCAGGGUGGUGACUGUCAGCCGCUAACAGCCACAGCUGGUGACUCAGAUGUGUUGCCAAGCCGCAAACCGAUAUUCGAUACAAUUGUAAAUCAAAGUCCUGAGAAGCAGCAAAGUCCCGACUCCAAGUCAAUGGAAGCGCUGAAGCAGCGUUUUGAAAAGAUCAAACAAGGCGCGCGAUUGGAUACUUCGUCAUAGUAACGGUCCAAUCACAGCUCAGAGAAAAUCUCUGUUGUAUUUAUUUAUUUCAAGGAGCAUCAGUUGCAGUUGAAAAUUGCAGACCUUAUCCCAUUGAGUCAACAAUUUAAAUCGAAAUUACUAAAAUAUUAAAAUUGAGUCUGGUAUUAAUAUAUGGGGACUAAUAAUGAUUGUUUCAAGUGCUGGUAGUUGAAUUAAUAAAAAAUAAUUUUCACAUUUUUAGUGAAACUUGUGCACUUUGUGUGAUAGAUUUUGAGAUUUUUUCCAAAUUGGUUGAAAAAUGUUAACAUAGAUUUUGCUGUCGUAAUUCUGAUAAUCGUGAUUCUGAUGUACACUGAAUUAGGAUAAAUUUAUGUCACAUUAAAAUCGUGCUACUGCAGUGUGUAUGUACUAAAGUUACAUGAAAUCAUUUUAUUUUUAUUUUGAAUAUUUUUUGAGUAGCCAAGCUACAUGGAUAAUUUUUGAAACACUGAUUCAAUAAUAUUGACAACAGAAGCAGUGUUUUUCAAUUAUGAGGAAGUUCUACUAUAUAAAUUCAAAAAAUUCUACAUGGAAAAGUUUGGGAAAGACAAUGAGGUUUAAUAAAUUUAUCUGACAUUUUUGACUAUUGAAAUGUUUGACAUUAUUGAAUAAUUGACUAUUAUUUCGAGUUUUAUUGGUUGUCGUUGAACAAAUAUUAAUACCAAACGCAAUUUUCUAUCCAUUUACAAAUUGAUGGUUGUGUUGUCUUGUUUCUACAUGAAAUUGGUGUCAUGUCAGUAAAUAGUGAGUAAAUAUUUUGUUAAGAAGACUUAUAAAUGGGACUGCUUUUUAGGUUAUGAAUUUAAAAAAGUUAGCGAGGUUAUGCACAUUCAAAACUAACUUUUUGUAAUUUAAUUUUUGCUUUAAUUAAAAUUAGCGUGAGUUUAAUUGGUAGGAUUCUCUUUGUUUAAACAUUUUAUUAUUAGUUUUUUCAUAUGCGAAUUAAUGGAGCAAAUUACUUGAAGGAAAUACCUUCAUUGAACUUAUUUUGCUGAUUGUGUUUUUUCUACAAAAAUCAUAAUAUGAUUGUCCUGUGCAAAUGAUUAUGAUUUCGUAGUUCAUUUAUUUUAAGGAUGAUUUGCUGUAUUAUAUAUUAUUUUUCUCAUUAUCCCUUGGAAUCUAAUUUUUAUCAAAUAUUCAAAUUCAUUCAAAUAUUGAAUUCAGUUUUAAUAAUAAUCAAAAAAGUAUUACAGUACUAUGAAAUUAAUUCAAUCUAUUGCAGUUUUUUUAUUUAUUUUUUUUAUUAAGGAAUGUGCAUAAUUUUUAUUUGCUUCUGAAUGAAAUAUGAGUCCCACCCUUUUAAGCAAGUAUAGCAUUAAAGUCUACAUGGAAAUGAAAUAUAGAAAAUUUGCUGACUAAUAUCCGUUCAUUAAGAAAAUUCAACUAGGACAGUAUUUUAUGAUAAAGAAAGAAAUUGAGUAAAUUUGUCAUCCCGUUGAAAAAAUCGUAUAGUACGGUAUUUUAUGAGGUAGACAUUGGAUAGACAGACCUAUCUUCCCUUCAAUAGAAAAAUAAUCAACACAGUAUUUUAUGAGAAUUAAUAGGUGGUUUCUAAUAGGGUAUUGUAGUCAUAUUUUGAUCCUCGCAUCAUUUUAGAGAUCCCACCCGAUAUGAUAACAUUGAGAUGUCCUCUAAAAGAUGUUAAUAGUUGUUUUUCUUGUAACUAAAAUGAAUGACAAAACUUACACUAUGUAUAGUCAUUGUAAUUAGUUGACUGUAUUGUUUUAGUAUCUUUAGGAAGAACAAUGCUGUGUUAUAUUAUAAUAUUUAGCAUUUCAUUUUUAACUUCUUACACUAGUUAUUAUUAUAUUUUUAUAAGAAUAUUUGAGGUUAAUUUAACUUUCUUUUACAAAGCUUUUCUAUCUGUGUCU
Nilaparvata lugens (brown planthopper) is the source of this 8403-nucleotide messenger RNA. RefSeq names its product cytoskeleton-associated protein 5. The record is from RefSeq and is a predicted model, not a curated record. Gene Ontology annotation, cellular component: spindle pole; centrosome; microtubule plus-end. Lineage: Eukaryota; Metazoa; Arthropoda; Insecta; Hemiptera; Delphacidae. Gene Ontology annotation, molecular function: microtubule plus-end binding; microtubule plus end polymerase activity. Gene Ontology annotation, biological process: centrosome duplication; establishment or maintenance of microtubule cytoskeleton polarity; microtubule polymerization.